Molecule: messenger RNA, 2179 nt
Organism: Tigriopus californicus
Lineage: Eukaryota; Metazoa; Arthropoda; Copepoda; Harpacticoida; Harpacticidae
Gene: Bap111
Product: SWI/SNF-related matrix-associated actin-dependent regulator of chromatin subfamily E member 1-like
Exons: 7
Coding region: 128-2065 (645 amino acids)
Biological process (GO): negative regulation of DNA-templated transcription
Cellular component (GO): SWI/SNF complex
Molecular function (GO): nuclear receptor binding; nucleosomal DNA binding
Source: RefSeq, a predicted model, not a curated record
AUAGGCGCAACUCACUGGUCUCAAGUCAACACCACACAACAGUCUACGGCCAGGUCCUGCGGAUCAGAAAUCCCCCAGAAAUCCGCGGAUAUCGUCCUCCAUCCUCUCGCCGGAUUCGCGUUUGAACAUGAGCCUGCCCAAUUUCCGCCUGGCGGCCAGCCAAGGCGUGCAUUCGAGUGGCGGAAGUGGAAGCCAGCCUCAAACAAUGACGGCUGGUUCGCCCGUGUCAUUCAAUAUCUUGAAAGAGCGUCUUCGGUCCAGUCCCGCGGCUUCACCCAUGGGGGGUUUCCUUCUUCAGGGUGGAAUUAUGCGCCAACAAGACGAGAUCAAAGCCAAUCCUUUCGUGCACGGACCUUAUGGCAAUGCUGCAUUCAACCCCCAAAGGAUGGGAUCCAAAGCCAUGGGCAAUCAAGGAGCUCCCAAACCACCAAGAGCUCCCGAAAAGCCAUUGCUGCCCUUUCAAAGGUUCUCCCGGAAAGUAUGGGAUGAUGUUCAAGCUCAACACCCCGAUGCCAGUCUCUGGGAGGUUGGCAAGAUGAUCGGACAGCUUUGGCGGGAUCUCACAGACCUCGAAAGGCGAGAAAUCAACGAGGAAUACGAAGCCGAAAAGCAAGACUAUGAGAGGCAAAUGGUGGUCUACAAGAGCUCUCCCGCUUACCAAGCUUACAUGCAAGCCAAAGCCCGUAAUGCCCCCACCAUCGAGGACCCCGAGCCACGAGGUGUAAAGGGUGCUGAGCGUAGGAUUGAUAUUCAACCAGCUGAGGAUGAAGAAGACCCGGAUGAUGGCUUAAGCGUCAAGCACGUGGCUCAUUCCAGGUUCAUGAGGAACCAUCGCUUGAUUAACGACAUAUUUUCGGAAAGCGUGGUGCCCGAUGUCCGAAGUGUCGUAACCACCGCUCGCAUGCAAGUGCUCAAGCGUCAAGUUCAGUCAUUGACCAUGCAUCAGAAGAAAUUGGAGGCCGAACUCACUCAAAUCGAGAAGAAGUACGACGAGAAGAAGCGCAAAUUCCUUGAUUCCAGCAACGACUUCCAAAAGGAGCUCAAGCGCCAUUGUACCAAGGCCGUCUCCGAGGACAAAUACCAGAAUAUGGUGACUGACCAAGUUGAGAAACUGAAGCAAGAGAAAGAGGAUCGCCUCAAAAAUGGGGUCCCUACCCCACCUUCACCCGGGCCUCAGGCCAGCGAGAUCACGGGACCAUCAGAUAAUCGACAUGUGCUUCAACCUGUUGAUGAGAACAAGGUUGAAGAAGAUGGGGGUCCCGAUGGAACAACAGGAUCAACCGAUGGAGCCAAAUCGGAAGACGGGGCCAAUGGCGAGGAAGGUGCGACCAACCACAAGGAUGGCUCCAAAGGACCACCAGCGGCCGCUCCUGAAUACACAGACAUGGCUACCAAUCCAGGACAACCCAAGCCACAAAUACUGGCUGGUCGUCCCGGCCCUCAGAUGUCUGCUGGUCCUCCUAAUGUGACUGCGCCGCCUUCGAGAGUCCAUAGUGGCACGACACCACCACCCAAUGUCACUGCUCCGCCCCACUCUCACCCAGGACCACAUCCGUCUUAUGGGGCUCCCCCUCCACAGCAGAUGAUGCCUCCAUCAUAUCCCCCUCAACAGGGUUAUGGACCUCCUCCGCCUCCUCACGGAUAUCCGGGUUACCCACCACAAGGAGGGUACCGACCCCCAGGGGCGCCCCCGGGCGCAUCUCCACACGGCGGAGGUGGUCCUCCCCACGGUGGUCCUCCACCUCCAUCGGGUCCAACGCCAUCAUCAGGACCUCCUCCUCCUCCUCCUCAUGGCUACCCACACUACCCUGGGUAUCCACAUCCACCUCAUCCCAGUAGUGGGGCCGAGGGUGGAUAUCCUCCAUAUCCAGGAGGUCCCCCUCCACACCAGCAACAGGCCUUACCGCCCAAUGCUAUGGGAGCUCCACUUCGCCCAGGUGCUCCAGGGAUGCCACCCCCAGGAGCUGUGGGCAAUCCGCAAAUGGGCGGUCCUCGAGUUGGAUCCCCAAGUGAAGGUGGACCUGGUCCGAACUCAGGUGUUCCCCCUCCCCCUGCCGCACAGUAAAUGCCAACUGAUCGGCCUUUGUACAAAGUAUCAUUCAUUUCCUUCGGUUAUUAAAAUAAGCCUGUUGUACAAUAUCUCCUUGGCAUGAUGAAUACAAGCGUAUUGUAAACUCUC